This is a messenger RNA of Hermetia illucens (black soldier fly), 1136 nucleotides long. It is a transcript of the gene Ms, whose product is annotated as dromyosuppressin. Lineage: Eukaryota; Metazoa; Arthropoda; Insecta; Diptera; Stratiomyidae. The record is from RefSeq and is a predicted model, not a curated record. The transcript has 3 exons. Bases 177 to 476 code for a protein of 99 amino acids.
CAGGUUUUUGCUUUGGCACGUGCAAAGCUCUCGAAAUAUAAGAGACACACGAAACAGGGAAGCAACAGUUUGUUGUUAGUUGAAUUAUUUAAAAAGUUGGUGAAUUCCUCCGGUUUUCGGUAGUGUUUCAGUUGCAGUUCGUCCAGCGAAAGGGAAUAUAUAAAACAAGUGCAAGAAUGUCGUCAUCACAAGUAGUAGGCACUGUAAUCCUAGCUUUGAUCAUCGUCUCAACAGUUGGCAGUAUGGCAGCGAGUGUCCCUGCCGUAUGUGAACCUGGAUUUCUGGAAAGUAUGCCACCACACAUUCGAAAAGUUUGCGUUGCCCUGGAAAAUUCAAAUAAAUUGUCGAAUGCCUUAAAUGCGUAUAUCCAGAAUGAGGCAUCAGCACUUGUCUACAAGGCUGACGACUUGAUUGGACAACCCGACAAGAGGACAGACGCUGAUCACGUGUUUUUGCGAUUCGGGCGACGACGUUAAAUCUACAGCAUCUCUAAAUACCCAGCAAAAAUAUACACAGAUAGCAGGAAAUAUUUCUACAAUGCAUUAAUGAAAGAUAAUGAAAGAAGACUAAGCUGAUUGCUGAUUGACUGAAAUAAUAUUACAUGAACAUGCGUCCUAUACCUAACCGAAGCAAAUUACUGCAUUAUAUUUAAUUAAAUAUAUUUACAUGUGCAUUAACACUCAACCUCUCAUUGAUUUUAUUGCAUAUAUGGCUAUUGGAAAUAAACGAUUAAUGAAUCACAUGUCUUGCCCGAAACCCCUCAUCUGCAUUAUUAUUACUAUGAAUAUGUGAAUAAAGCUAAAUAAAUUAUUUAUUUAUAACAUUACGUGUAAGUAAUUUAAUAUAAUGGUGUUACGAACAAGGAUUUCCAUUACAUUGACAAGUCUAUUGUAAAAAAUGAUUUCUCUCAAUAAAAAGCACCCUCACUUCACACACUCCUAGUUAUCUAUUCAUUUUGCAGUUGCAGAUACAUUUUUUUUGCGUUACGCCAAAGUAGUUUGAUUUAGACUUUUAAUUUAAUUAAAUCAAGAUUUGGAUAAAAGAUACAGGAAAAUAUAAAAAAAAGUGUUUUGAACAAUAUUAUUGAAUGUAAAUAUGUAAUUACGUAAAAAUAUAUAUCUAGAUUGUGAUUACAA